Molecule: messenger RNA, 987 nt
Organism: Emericellopsis cladophorae
Lineage: Eukaryota; Fungi; Ascomycota; Sordariomycetes; Hypocreales; Bionectriaceae
Exons: 2
Coding region: 1-987 (328 amino acids)
Cellular component (GO): cytosol
Molecular function (GO): aldose reductase (NADPH) activity
Source: RefSeq, a predicted model, not a curated record
AUGCAGGCCCCAGCACAGGUCCCGUUGCUCUACAGAGAUUUUGUCCUGAGGGAAGACGAAGCCAGCGACGAAGAAAGCAGCUCAUGGGAUGCAACGACCGGCAGAAGGUCUGGCAUGCCCCGCAUGAUGUACGGGACAGCAUGGAAAAAGGAACAGACAGCCGAUCUGGUGUACAAGGCCAUCAAGGCCGGCUUUCGAGCUCUCGACACCGCUGCCCAGCCAAAACACUACAACGAGGCAGGCGUUGGGGAAGGCGUCCGGAGGGCCAUUCGCGAGGGCAUCGUCAGGCGCCAGGAUCUGUGGAUUCAAUCCAAGUUCACGUCUGCGUCCGGCCAACGCGGCCAAGCGCCAUACGACCCGACCUCACCCCUUAAGACGCAAGUGGAAACGUCCAUACUCAGUUCACUGGAGUGCUUUCGUGUGGACGAGGACCAAGGACCCUAUCUCGAUAGCCUUGUUCUUCACGCGCCAUACAAGGAUGACGCCUCCAACGCACAAGUCUGGUCGUGCUUUGAGGAAUUCGUCCCCAACAGAAUCCGUUACCUCGGCAUUUCCAACCUCCUCAGUGAUUCAGGGGUUCUGGAGGCUCUGUUGCAGCAGUCACGUGUGAAGCCAGCCGUCAUCCAGAAUAGGUUUCAUGCCCCCACCAAGUACGAAGUAGAGCUCAGAGAGCGAUGGUGCACCGAUGCUCAAGGUGCCAUCAUCUUUCAGAGCUUUUGGACCCUGAGUGCCAACCAAGACAUGCUGGCGAGCACAGCCGUUGAGGAAGUGGCCCAGGAGGCUCAAGUGACCAAAACGGCAGCUUUGUACUGCCUAGUGAUAGGACUAGGGAAGGUAUGCGUUCUCAACGGGACGACCCGUGAGCGCCACAUGCGCGAAGACUUGGAAGGCUGGGAACAGGUGAGCAAAUGGGCUGACGGAGAAGGCAAGGCUGCCUGGGAGCGAAGCUUGACGACUUUCAAGAGCAUGAUUGGGCAGGCGGAUUGA